UCAUCUCCCCCAUUUUUUCUCUUUCCAUGAGAAAAAAAGAGAGCAGCGAGAAGCCAUGUCCAAUGACAAAGUGACGGUCAGCAAGGAGCAAAACGAGAAGCACAAGAAGAUCUUGGAGGCUUUGAUGAAAUUGCCAGAUAACAGGGAAUGUGCUGAUUGUCGAAGCAAGAGCCCGAGGUGGGCGAGCAUCAACCUUGGAAUUUUUAUCUGUAUUCAAUGCUCUGGAAUUCAUCGGGGUCUGGGAGUUCACAUUUCCAAGGUGCGAUCGACUACUCUUGAUACAUGGCUGCCGGAACAAGUCAAGUUCAUGCACGAUAUGGGGAAUGUAAGAGCGAACAAGUACUGGGAAUCAGAGUUGCCACAAAAUUUCAAGCGCCCUCAAGAAAACGAUCGAGCAGGACUAGAAGCAUUUGCGCGUGCCAAGUACGAUGAGAAGCGUUUUGCAGCGAAAGGUGUUCCUCAGCCCCAACCGGCCGCUGUUUCAAACGAAACCAUCGAAAGCUUGGGAGCUGCUCCUAGAGGCGGGAGUCCAAAUCAAAAUCCGCAAAUCGCUGGUCCGCAGCAUAUUGUGGCUUCUGCAUCAAGUCCUCCAAGAUUUGCUCCUCCACCAGCAACAGUGACUGCUCCACCACCAAAAGAAUCACCGUUCAACACGACCUCUCACAGGGAGUCCCAGGAUUGGGCUGUCUUUCAAACGGCCGAUACCUCUCCAUUACCUCAAGUCAGCAUCGGUCCCACUGCCGAAGGCAAGCAUCAAACUGACGCGAGGCGAAGCAUCACGAACAUGUUCAAGAAUGUAAGUGCGCUUUCAAACUUGUCCUCGUCGAUCACGCCUCGCGUUUCUCCAGUGUUACAAGGUGAUCAACUAAACAGCACUAAGCGCACACAUACCUUAUCUAAGUUUUACUCUUUUCAACAGACCGGAGCGUCCGUUCCACAGUCGCCGAAUUUGACAAGCUUCCCUCGAGGGGCUACAAAUGCUGUCGGCAGCCCGGAGCGUCCACACAAUCGAGCCACAUACGGGGCCACCUCCGGUCCGGUCCCCGCUCAAGCACCAUCUGGAGCACGCGCUGAAAGAUCCGGCCUCGUGACUCAACUGGGAUCCAAGUCGCCCGAGUCACUCUCGGCGGAAGAAUUGUCUUGGCAAUAAGCUCAGCUAAGUUGUCGCUGCUCUACACUCCCAAGCUCUUCCUCUUUCUCUUGCCAGAAGUUUACAAGUUUGAGAGGAUUAGUCUCACAGAGGACAUCUCGCUUUUUCUUUUAAAAGUUUGCAAAGUCGAGUGAUUCGAUUCUCUUGUCUAAAUCUCCCACCAGUGGAAGGCUUUCGUUUUUCUUUUUUUUCUUUCUUUCUUUCUUUCUUUUACAGCACAUUUCGUGUACACAUUUCUACGGUUUUUUCCUGGCAGGAUAACUAUUCCAAACAUGUCUACCCCUGUGGAGAAAGUAAGAGCUUUUGUACAGCGCA
Selaginella moellendorffii is the source of this 1465-nucleotide messenger RNA. RefSeq names its product probable ADP-ribosylation factor GTPase-activating protein AGD5. Lineage: Eukaryota; Viridiplantae; Streptophyta; Lycopodiopsida; Selaginellales; Selaginellaceae. The record is from RefSeq and is a predicted model, not a curated record. Gene Ontology annotation, molecular function: GTPase activator activity. The coding region runs from base 56 to 1150 and encodes 364 amino acids. The transcript is spliced from 10 exons.